UCCUUGAUUUGAUCUGCAUACAAGUUUCAGGGUGCUUUAAAACUUCAGGAAUGCUGUUGCCCGUGUACGGGGACACCUGCCUUUAAUAGGGCCAGCGCUAAACAGUGGUGUGGGAUGUUCAGAUCACAAGAUAACAUGGAUGGAAAUAAGGAAACAAAAGGCAGAGAUGUGAUGUAAAGAGUGGAUCUCCAAGCCACUCUGUGUUCGGAACCACAGUCUCAUAGGAGUAUUAUUUCACUUGAGACACACAACUGGUAGUGAGUUCAGUCAGACGAUCACCAUGCCUCAGGUGGUGAGGGGCAAGAUGGCUUCUAAUGACCACUUUAGUGUGGAAUACUCUGGGGAUCCCCAGCCUGGGGACUUAAUUGAAAUAUUUAGACCUGCAUAUCAGCAUUGGGCUCUUUACCUGGGAGAUGGUUAUGUUAUAAAUGUCACACCUUUAGAGGAGGGGCCAGCUGCACCAUUCACUAGCGCAAAGUCAGUUUUCAGCAGGAAAGCAAUGGCAAAAAUGCAACUACUUAAAGAUGUUGUUGGGCAAGACACUUUCAAAAUAAAUAAUAAAUAUGAUGACAAACACACACCUUUACCAGUGCAUGAAAUUGUUAAGCGAGCAGAAUUUCUGAUUGGUCAGGAAGUGUCGUAUGAUUUGCUUGGAAAUAACUGUGAACAUUUUGUCACUUUACUUCGUUAUGGUGAGGGUGUGUCUGAUCAGGCAGACAGAGCUAUAAGUGCCAUUUCCUUUGUAACGGCUGCCGCUAGUGCCUUCUCACUGGUUGGACUAUUUCAUAAUCGAUCAAGGCAAAGAGAUUAUUGAAAGAUAUAAGAGAAUUAGGGGAAAGUAA
Rhincodon typus (whale shark) is the source of this 842-nucleotide messenger RNA. It is a transcript of the gene plaat1, whose product is annotated as phospholipase A and acyltransferase 1. The transcript has 5 exons. Lineage: Eukaryota; Metazoa; Chordata; Chondrichthyes; Orectolobiformes; Rhincodontidae. Gene Ontology annotation, cellular component: cytoplasm. Gene Ontology annotation, molecular function: A2-type glycerophospholipase activity; glycerophospholipid phospholipase A1 activity. The record is from RefSeq and is a predicted model, not a curated record. The coding region runs from base 281 to 814 and encodes 177 amino acids. Gene Ontology annotation, biological process: N-acylphosphatidylethanolamine metabolic process.